AUUAAUCAACAUGGCGGCCUCCACGGUGACAUGGACUGGUUUAGCCGCCAUUGGUCGUGCUUGUGGACAUAUUCGCUCUAGGUUGCUUGGAUCUUCGUCUACAUUUUCCCAGGUGUCAUGUCUUCACACAAGCUCUGAGUUAAACAACAAAAACUGGGAAAGGAGGAAUCGGAUCGUGUAUCCACCACAGCAGAAAGAUGAACCACGCAGACCAGCAGAGAUCUGUCACUCCAGACGGCAGAUUAAAUACAGUAAAGACAAGAUGUGGUACUUGGCUAAAUUGAUCAGAGGUAUGACCAUUGACCAGGCACUUGUUCAGCUUGAGUUCAAUGACAAGAAGGGAGCUAAAAUAAUCAGAGAGGUUCUUUUGGAAGCUCAGGACAUGGCAGUCAGGAAUCACAAUGUGGAAUACAAGUCAAAUCUAUAUAUUGCUGAGUCGUACUCUGGCAAGGGAAAAUACCUGAAGCGGAUUCGCUAUCAUGGACGUGGUAUGUUUGGCAUCAUGGAAAAAGUGUACUGCCAUUAUUUUGUGAAGCUCGUUGAGGGGGUCCCGCCACAAAUGCAGACCAAGACCGGAUUCGACCAGGCCAAAGAGUACGUGGAGCAACUGAAGAACCGAACGAUUAUUUACUCGCUGUAGUUUGAAGUAGCACUUGAUGUAUUGUUAAAGUGUUCUUGUAAAUAAAAUCAAAUAAAAUAAAACAAAUCGAACCGCUUA
Messenger RNA from Danio rerio (zebrafish), 718 nucleotides. It is a transcript of the gene mrpl22, whose product is annotated as mitochondrial ribosomal protein L22. Lineage: Eukaryota; Metazoa; Chordata; Actinopteri; Cypriniformes; Danionidae. Gene Ontology annotation, molecular function: structural constituent of ribosome. The record is from RefSeq and is marked provisional. Gene Ontology annotation, cellular component: ribosome; large ribosomal subunit; mitochondrion. Gene Ontology annotation, biological process: translation.